UGUAAAUGGAGGCAGUCUUAAAACCCUGCAUCAUUUUUUUAGUUCAUACUUCAAGCCCAAGAAUGACACUUGCUCAGAAUCAGAAGCUGGGAAAGAGAUGAAAAUGCUUCCACGUCUUGUCAGGACAUCCGCCGCCGCCGUGCGCCUCUUCUCGGCAGAAGCUGCUACGGCGGCGGCGGUUAUGAAGCCCACGGCCGCAGAAGAUGGCGGUGGAGGCAUGAUAAGCACGAGAAAGGGAGGCAAGGAUACUCUUGGGAGGAGGCUUUUAAGUCUUGUGUACUCAAAGCGUAGCGCCGUAAUCACUAUCCGGAAAUGGAAGGAAGAAGGUCACACCGCACGCAAGUAUGAGCUCAACCGUGUUGUGAGGGAGCUUCGAAAGCUUAGGCGUUACAAGCACGCGCUUGAGGUCUGUGAGUGGAUGAGGAUACAAGAUGAUAUCCACCUUUUAUCCGGCGAUUAUGCUGUCCAUUUGGACUUGAUAUCAAAAGUCCGUGGCAUGAAUAGUGCCGAGAAAUUCUUUGAAGACAUUCCCGAGGACAUGAUAGAUUAUUCCACAUGCAGUGCCCUUCUCCAUUGUUAUGUGCAAGAAAAAGACACUGUUAAAGCUGAGGCUCUUCUGGAAAGAAUGUCCGAAUGUGGUUACUUGAAUCACCCUCUCCCUUACAACCACAUGCUUUCUCUAUACAUAUCAACUGGGCAUUUGGAGAAGAUCCCGAACACGAUUCUUGAGUUAAAGAAGAAUACUAAACCGGAUCUCGUGUCUUACAACCUCUGGUUGGCUGUCUGUUCAUCCCUGAAUGAUGUCGAAACUGCAGAACAGAUAUUUCUUGAGCUGAAAAAGGCCAAAAUAGAUCCAGAUUGGGUCACAUUCAGCACAAUGAGCAGUAUCUAUAUCAAAAGUUCACAAAACGAAAAGGCAGAGUCGACUUUGAGAGAAAUGGAGAAAAAUGUCUUUAAAAGGACCCGUGUUGCUUUUCCAUCUCUUGUUAGUUUGUAUACACAUGUGAAAAGUAAAAACGAGGUUCAACGUGUUUGGAAGAAGAUGAAAUCUAUUUACCACAAGUUAAAUGAUUCAGAAUACACUUGCAUGAUAUCUUCAUUGCUGAAACUUGAUGAUUUUGAAGGCGCUUUGAACACAUAUACUGAAUGGGAAUCUGUUUCUGUGACCAAGGACACCAGAAUCUCAAAUUUAGUUCUCGCAGCUUACAUCAAGAAUGAUCAGCUGGAUAUGGCAGAGAGUUUCAAAGAACAGAUGGUUCAGAAGGGAAUCCCUCCUAGCUAUACAACCUGGGAGCUAUUUACGUGGGGGUAUAUUAAACAUAAGAAGAUGGAUGACGUUCUGACUUCGUUCAAGAAAGCCAUUGCUUGUGUCAAGAAGUGGGACCCUGAUGUGAAGAUUGUACGAGAGAUGUUUGGUCUACUUGAAGAGCAAGGUAAUGUUGGAUUGGCAGAGGAUUUGAUAGUUAUACUUCGUCGAGCUGGUCAUGUGAACACAGAGGUGUAUAAUUUGCUUCUGAGGACUUACAAGAAAGCUGGUAAAAUGCCACUCAUUGUUGCUGAACGGAUGAAGAAAGAUGAUGUGGAAAUGGAUGGAGAGACUGAAGAGCUAAUUAGGUUAACUAGCAUGAUGUGUGUAACUGAAGUUCCUAACCAUCUAUCUUAGGGCUUGUUUGGUUGGGGCAUUUUGCAGGGGACAUGGAGGGUUAGGCGAGGGUUGUUUUUUUGUUUUUUAUAAAGUAUUUCUGUUUAAUAGUCUUAUACUAGAUAAUGACUAUCUAGUUAUACUAUUUAUUUCAAUUUAAUCAUUUUAUCUCUCAAUUUCCCCCCUACCAUGUAUAAAUGUAAGAAUAGAUUAUAACAUUUUUAUCAGUCAUCCAGUGCUGCCACUUCCUCCCCUCCGUAAUCUCCUAACCAAACAAGGGUUAGCUUUCUGUUUUGAAUCAU
Messenger RNA from Cuscuta europaea, 1944 nucleotides. The record is from the annotation of a GenBank genome assembly. Lineage: Eukaryota; Viridiplantae; Streptophyta; Magnoliopsida; Solanales; Convolvulaceae.